AUGGAAUGUGUAGAUAUCGAUGAAAAUGAAUCUAUACUGUUUAGCGGUGCUCAAUUAGACAAUCAAAUUCCUGAUUUUGUUGAAAUACCUCUGGAACAAACCAUAAGAGAGAAACUACAGAUAGCACGAAAUAUUCUUGGCGAGAUAAUUAUUGAGCCUAUCAGAAAAAUAUUUAACAAAUUAUGCGAGACACCAAAAACCUUUGAAGAUUAUCAGCAACUUGUUAUUUACGAAGAUUCUUUUAUUAAAUCAUUAAAUGUUCUAAUUAAUGAGGAAUUUAUUACCUUGGAUCAACUUCAUAAUAACGAAUCAAAUCAAUCAGAGAUCAAACAAGAGGAGGAUCGAUUAUUGAUUUUAAAAGAUUUAAAAAAAUUUACAAGUCAAUUCGUUAAUCAAACAGUUUAUUCAAGGAAAUUAAAUUUUAUACAGAAAACUUUAAAUUCACCAAAUAAGGAAGCCAUAUUAUUCAGUAACAUAGUGCUUACAGAAGGAGGAAUUAAUAAACGUUACAAAGAACUUGCUUCGUGCUUCCAUCCUGAUCGAACAAGACAUACUAACACUCCAAAUGGGCUUCGUGAUAGUGACCAGUACCUUGGCAUAGAGCUUUUUAAAAUCAUUUUAAAAUUUAAGGAAGACUUAUUAACUAUCCUGGAAAAGGCUUCAAAAAAAAAAGGAGUGCUUGAUUUUCACGAAAAAAAGGCAAAUGAGCAUUGGAAGAUUGCGAUUGAUUAUCGCAAUGCCUCUAAAGAAUAUUGGAAUAGACUAAAGGUUUUUGAUAAAGAAGAUAUAAAAGAAAUUCCUUCUACUGAUUUAAAACGCUUAAGCGUGACUAGUGGAAUGUUGGCCUAUGAGGAAUAUCGGGCUGCUUGUAAAGUUGCAGAUACAGCCAAAGAAUUAAACAAGCAAAUAAAACUACGAGAAAAUAUUGCAUUAUGUUUAUAUAUUUCUGAUCGUUAUCUGGAAGCUCAACUAUAUGCUUUAUCAGCAAUUCGUUUAAUUUAUCAGUAUUCUCAUUGCAUCUCUCAAAAAGACUUAGCAGAGGCCAAAAAAAUAUUUGAUAAAGUGAGAGGUGAAAAAUCUCAAUUGAAAACUGAUAUCAAACUGAAAGGUGAUUUAGGAAACUCACAAGCUUUAGUUAAAGCAGUGAACCAAGGAAUGUCAUUUUUAGAGAAGAAUGAGACUCAACGUUCGAUUGAAGAAGAUUUAAUAAAGUUGUCAACUCAAUUAAUGUUCAAACCAGACCGUCAAAUUGUUAGUUAUCAAGCUUCUCGAGAAAAUAUUUUACAUUCCAAAAGUCACGUUGUCAAGCACGUAGUAGCAGGAGUAGUAGUGAGAGCUGCGUCAUUAUUAUCUAUAUGUUCCACAACAAUUGCAUUUAUACCUUUGAUAGGCUGUUUAGCUCCACUAUUAGGGAUAUUGUGUGGUUGGAAUCUUUGGAGUCUAAGUGCUUCUCUUUUAUCUGAGCCGAAAAUUCGUGAAAAACUCAAUGAGAUUAUAAAGAAUGCAUUAGAUGCUUAUGAUAAAGGAGAUUACCAGGGAUUUAUCGAAAUACUUUCUGAGGAAUACGAAAAGGAUAGGAGUAUCAUAAAAUUAAAAGAUCGUUAUGAUCGUAUUGAUCCCAAAAGUAUAAUAACUUCACUUUUGAAACAUAAUUUUAGGUCUGAUG
This is a messenger RNA of Scutellospora calospora, 1666 nucleotides long. The record is from the annotation of a GenBank genome assembly. Lineage: Eukaryota; Fungi; Glomeromycota; Glomeromycetes; Diversisporales; Gigasporaceae.